AUGUUGUUUAGAUCUUUAGUAACUUACUUAUCCUUGGUUUCCUCCGUCUUGUCUAUUGCUUCCAUCAAAGUUGAAGGUAAUGCGUUUUGGGACAGCGAAAGUGGUGACAGAUUCUAUAUUAGAGGGGUCGACUACCAACCAGGUGGGUCAUCCGAGUUGGAAGACCCUUUAGCUGAUACCAACGUUUGUGAAAGAGACGUCAAGUACUUCCAAGAGUUGGGUAUCAACACCAUUAGAGUCUACUCGAUUGACAACACCAAAAACCACACCGAGUGUAUGGAUACCUUAGCCAAAGCCGGUAUUUACGUGAUACUCGAUGUCAAUACCCCGCACUCUUCAAUCACUAGAAGUGACGCUGCUUGUUCUUACAACACUGACUAUUUGCAAGAAGUAUUUGCUUCUAUUGUUGAAUUUGCUCAAUUCGAUAACACUUUGGGGUUCUUUGCUGGUAAUGAGGUUAUCAACGAUGGUCCAUCUUUAGAAGCCGCUCCUUACGUCAAGGCCGUUGUUAGAGACAUGAAGACUUUUAUCAAGAAUAGAGGUUUUAGAACCAUCCCCGUUGGUUACUCCGCUGCCAGUGUCGACGAAUACAGAUUACCUUCUGGUCUCUAUUUCAAUUGUGGAGACGACGACAUGGCCAGAAUCGACAUGUACGGUAUUAAUGACUAUUCCUGGUGUGGUGACGCCAGUAUGACUACUUCCCAGUACUCUCAACAAAUGAAGGAUUUUGCAAACUAUACCGUGCCAUUAUUCUUUUCUGAGUUUGGGUGUAAUGCCAAACGUCCAAGACCAUUUUCUGAAAUUGAGGCAAUUUACUCUACGGAGAUGUCGUCUGUGUUUUCUGGUGGGUUGGUAUACGAAUACUCCGAAGAAGCUUCUAACUAUGGUUUGGUCGAAUUAAAAGGCGACAGCGUCACCACCAACGACGACUUUGACAAUUUGAAAUCUCAAUUCGAAAAAACCAAGAACCCAUCUGGCGACGGUGGAUACUUAAAGUCUACUGGUGGUAACAAGUGUCCUCCAAAAUCAAACAUCUGGAAUGUCACCGAAGAGAUUCCAGACACCCCCAAAGGUGCUUUGAAAUACUUGAAAGGUCUCGCUGAGCCAACUGGUCAUGGGUUCGAUGCUUAUGUGCAAGGCAACUGUAAUGCCAAAGGUAACAACGUCGACGAUACCGGUAACUACACGUCCUCCAUUACUGCAUCAAGUCGUGCCUCCCCAAGUCAAACCAGCCAAGUUUCCAGCUCAUCUGCAACUUCUGCCAACUCUACUUCUUCGAAAAAGAACGACGCUGCCGUCGAAGGUGCCGGAUUCUUGAGUGUCAUUGCUUUAGCUGCUGGUAUUGCCUUACUUUAG
Candida albicans SC5314 is the source of this 1356-nucleotide messenger RNA. RefSeq names its product 1,3-beta-glucanosyltransferase (gene PGA4). Gene Ontology annotation, cellular component: fungal-type cell wall; cytoplasm. Bases 1 to 1356 code for a protein of 451 amino acids. Lineage: Eukaryota; Fungi; Ascomycota; Pichiomycetes; Serinales; Debaryomycetaceae. Gene Ontology annotation, biological process: fungal-type cell wall (1->3)-beta-D-glucan biosynthetic process. The transcript has a single exon. The record is from RefSeq and is a predicted model, not a curated record. Gene Ontology annotation, molecular function: 1,3-beta-glucanosyltransferase activity.